This is a messenger RNA of Aspergillus uvarum CBS 121591, 348 nucleotides long. RefSeq lists its product as uncharacterized. The coding region runs from base 1 to 348 and encodes 115 amino acids. Lineage: Eukaryota; Fungi; Ascomycota; Eurotiomycetes; Eurotiales; Aspergillaceae. The record is from RefSeq and is a predicted model, not a curated record. The transcript has a single exon.
AUGCUCCUCCUGAUGAGCACCAUUCCCACCUCCUUAUCACAUCAUCCCCUCACCCUAACCCCCAUGACCAAAGCGAAGCCACACCGCGCAUGGGCACGUCAAAUCCCUUCUUAUACCCUCGACAAGGGCAACUAUGCUCCUGUACUCCCGCUAUUUCGACGACACGAGCAUCAAAACAGGGAAGAGGGUGACUUCCGGGUAAAGAGCACGUACGUGCUGGUGGUGGUGCUGGCGGUGGUGGUGCGGCAGCUGCAGCUGCUCACGCUGGUAAUGGUGAUCGUUGCAGCGGUGGUGAUGGUGGUGGUGGUGGUGGUGGUGGUGGUGGUGGUAGUGGAGGCAGAGACAUGA